GGACACAUGACAGUUGAAUCUGUCAACGAUUACGUAAAUUUAAUUGUCAUGACAAACGACAAAAUUUUUCGUAAACAAAUCAGGUACAGCAAUAAAAAUCCGCGACCAAAACCAUGAGAAGACAGCUAACCAAUUUGGACACAGACAGUUUACCGCCAUGUCCAGAAGACACCUCGUCCGAAGACGACUCCCACUUGGACCUCUACAUCAUAGGUAAACUAUGGAUAGACGCCUUGAGAAGUGCGUUGCUUGGUGCCAAAAUUGUGCCAACAGUAGAAGCGGCCAAAACAGAAGUGCCAACAAAACCGCCUCCAAUGCGCCUAAACGAGCUUCCCCUGUACGACAACCCACACCAGAUAUACAAAGACUAUUUGGAAGAUCUAGAAAAAUGUCCAAAAGCCAAAUCAAAGAUGCUGCAUGAGUACUUGCAGCCUCACGUGACUGCUUUAAGAAUGUCAGCACAAUGCAAUUACUGUGAUUUCAAAUGUGAAUUAGAAAGCAUGAAAGAAGAAAUCUGUGUAAGCAUGAGAAAAGCUAAGACUGACUUCAAAGCGUAUAUGAGAGAUCCAAAGAAUUUGGAGCUUAGACACGGUGUCGUGGGUAUAGGAGCUUUGAGCGGAUACCUUUUCGCUUCAAAACGAGGUAUACCUGGUCGUUUGUUCUUCACCAGUCUUGGAGCUUUGGCAGGUGGGGCUUUGUGCUUCCCGAAAGAAACCGAUGAAAUAUUUAGAAGCGCUAUGUACCAUUUCGGCAAAGCUGCUCUAGGAGUUUACAAUUUGAUAUGCAGUCACAAUUUAAGCUUACGCGACAGAUUACCUUGUGAAGCCGAUCAACCUGCUCCCAAGGAGCUUAAAAAGUUGAAUAAGUGUACAAAAUAGAGUCUCACGUAUCUAUCCAAGUCAAUCCUAAGAAUAGCACGAGUGGCUAAUCUCAACCGAGCUAUAUGUUGCUGGAGAUAUUGGUAACCACAUGCGCAAAAUCUGUAUUCUAUCCACACACCAAAAAAAAAGCAACAACAACAACAACUUUAAAACCUACGUGUCACACUCACAACAUCGAUGAAGUCCGUACAUUAUACAGAUACUUGCAACAAAAAAGUCAAAAAGCUUUUGGAUAAUAUCGAAGAAAAUAAUAUCGAAGAAAAAAAAUGGUACUUAAAAGAACCGAAACAGCGGGCUCAAAGACAGUUAGUUACAAGGGUCAUUGUAGAUAACCAAAUGGUGGAUCCCGUAACGGCUAAUCCAAUACUGAAGAGACAUUCAUAAGACAUUUCCCAUUAAAACAACUUGAAUCCGACCGUAA
This is a messenger RNA of Bombyx mori (domestic silkworm), 1302 nucleotides long. RefSeq names its product MICOS complex subunit MIC27. Gene Ontology annotation, biological process: cristae formation. The transcript has a single exon. Bases 114 to 878 code for a protein of 254 amino acids. Gene Ontology annotation, cellular component: MICOS complex. The record is from RefSeq and is a predicted model, not a curated record. Lineage: Eukaryota; Metazoa; Arthropoda; Insecta; Lepidoptera; Bombycidae.